Molecule: messenger RNA, 976 nt
Organism: Glycine soja
Lineage: Eukaryota; Viridiplantae; Streptophyta; Magnoliopsida; Fabales; Fabaceae
Product: putative adenylate cyclase 3
Exons: 1
Coding region: 139-804 (221 amino acids)
Molecular function (GO): protein binding
Source: RefSeq, a predicted model, not a curated record
AAACUGGCAAACCAAUCGAACACGGCCGCUACUGUGUUUGAAGUAAGAGACCUUACAAUUGCAAUCUCAAAUUCUCAGUUUCAUCUCGAUCACCUUCCAGAUCCAUCGCAGAGCCCGAUUCCAGAUUGCGAAAUUCCGAUGGAUAAAACGGUGAAAGACAACUCAGCGUGGAACGACAUCGUUUUGCAGGGGGUCAUGGUUCUGGUGAUGGUCCUCUCCUACUUCUUCAUGCACGACGUGCCCAAGAAGCUGUGGGCCAAGCUCCGUCUAAGCAACCGCGCCGACAUCCAAGCCAAGCGCCACUUCGUCCAAGGGGCCCAGCUCCUGGCCCGGGCCCGCGCCUCCAAGUCCAAGGCCCUCGCCAAGGAGGCCCAGGCCCAGGCUCAGCGCGCCAUCGCCCUCGACCCGAGCGACGCCGCGCCGCACCUCCUCAAGGCCCUCGCCUUAGACUUCCUGGGCCUCCGCUCCGCUGCGCUGGACUCGCUCGACGAGGCGCUCUCCCCCGCCGCCGCGAAGUCCCUCUCGGACUCGGAGCGCGGCGACGCGCUCCUCAAGCGCGCCGAGUUGAGACUCGGCACGAGCCAGCGCGGCCGAGUCGACUCGGCACUCGCGGACUUGACCGAGUCGGUGAGGCUCAGCCCGAAUAACGCUAAGGCAUUUUUCGCGCUGGGGGAUUGCUACGAGCGGAAGAAGAUGAACGAUGAUGCUAUUAGGGCGUACGGGACGGCUCUUGAAUUGGAACCCCAAUUCCAUGCUGCGGAACAAGCCCUAAACAGGUUGGAUUCUUCGCCCAUGAACAAUUGAGAUCUUAAAAAAGUGUUCUUGGUCUCAAUUUGAAGCUGUUUUGAUGUUAGUGUGUGUUGUACGUGUUUGGGUCACGGUUUCAUCUAUAAAAAUAACACGUUUGGAUCGAACUGGGGUUUACAAAUUAUAAUCCACACAUGCUAAUUCAUUGCUAGUUACUUGUUUGUGUGCA